Molecule: messenger RNA, 1058 nt
Organism: Dictyostelium purpureum
Lineage: Eukaryota; Evosea; Eumycetozoa; Dictyosteliales; Dictyosteliaceae
Exons: 4
Coding region: 1-942 (313 amino acids)
Biological process (GO): protein phosphorylation
Molecular function (GO): ATP binding; protein kinase activity
Source: RefSeq, a predicted model, not a curated record
AUGGAUAGAAUGGACAGUUCAGACGAAGAGAUUGAGAAUAUUUCAGACGAAGAGUUCGAAGGGGAUGAUGAUGAAAUUGAAAGUAUAAAUUCACCAUUAAGACAAAAUUAUAUAGUAGGAAAUGAAAUUGGAAGGGGUGCAUUUUCAAUUGUUAGAGAAGCAACACGUAGAUCUACAGGUGAAAAAGUUGCAAUCAAGAGUAUCAACACCAGAUUUAUUAAAAACAAGUUAUUAAUGAGAGAAAUAGAAAUUAUGAAAAAAGUGGGUGACCAUCCAAAUAUUUUAAAGUUAUACGAAGUUUAUGAAACAGAUAAACAUCUUCAUUUGGUUUUAGAAUUGGUUUUAGGUGGUGAAUUGUUUGAUAAAAUUGUACAAAGAGGCGAAUAUUCAGAACAAGAUGCAUCAAAGAUCGUUAGACAAAUAGUUUCGGCUGUAGGCCAUUUACAUGCUAAUGGUAUUGCACAUAGAGAUUUAAAACCACAAAAUUUAUUAUGUGCCGGUGAAGAAGGUGAUGAUAUUAGAGUAGCAGAUUUUGGGCUUAGUAAAAUUUUUGGUGAUGGUGAUUAUUUAGAGACUUGUUGUGGCUCACCAGAAUAUGUAGCACCAGAAGUAUUAGAAUGUAAACCAUACGAUAAAGCAUGUGAUUUAUGGAGUGUCGGUGUUAUCACAUAUGUUUUAUUAACAGGUUGUUUCCCUUUCUGGGACAAAAACAAUGCCGUUUUAUAUGAAAAGAUUAGAAACGUCGAUUAUGGUUGGCCAGAGGGUUUAGAAGUUUCCAAUGAAGCAAAAGAUUUAGUUUCCCACCUUAUCGAAAAGAAUCCCGAAAGGAGAUUUACUUAUGAACAAUGUUUAGCUCAUCCAUGGGUAAAUGGUACAGGCGUCAGUAUGGUUAAGAAGAUUAAGCCAUUUAUUCAACAACAAAAUCCAAACCAAAGAUAUUAAAACAAAAAAAGCAAAUUAAUAUUUGACCAUUAAUAAUAAUAAUAUAAUAGAUUUACUCUAUAUCAUGCCAUAAUUCUAAAAUAAUUAUAUAAUUAAUAAAAAAAAAAUAUAAAACU